AGUUCUUUAACCAAUAUUUGGAACCUUUUACUAUACAACAACAUCAAGAAUUUCCAGCAGUAUUUCCGAACAAGGUUUUAAAUUUAGACCUUAAAGUUGAAUUAAAAGAUAAUAUGGUUCCUAUUCAAAGUUCAAUACAAAAUUUUAUUUGGAAAAAAGAUAAUAAAAUAAAUGAGAAUAUUGCUGAAAAUGAAAUGAAACCAUUAUAUUUAAAAUCUUUGAUGAAUGAGAUUCAAAAUAAAAUCAGCCUAAAAAUUAAUUUGCUACAAGCAUAUCUUUUAGAAAUGCUUAAGAAGCAAGAAAUUAAAGAAAGUCGAAAUAAGAUUAACAUAAAAAUCAUUUUAUUGGAAAAAAAAAUUCAAACUCAAGAGAUUCAGAAUAAAGUCUGCUUAAAUUUAAUUAAAGAGAUUCAAAAUGAAAUUGACAAAAAAAUUAAUUUAAUUGUUUAUAAAAUACAAGCACAAGAAAUUCAAGAUGAAGUCAACACAAAUCUAGUGAUUAAGGAGAUUCAAAAUGAAAUUGAUUUAAAAAUUAAUUCAUUAAAUCAAAAAAAAUUAUCUGCAAACAUUUUAGUAAAACAAGAAUUUAACAAAUUGAACAAGAAAAUUCAAGAUAUUGAACAAAAUAUUGAACAAGAACUUCACAACCUAAAAAAUCAUUUAGUGUUUAUGUUAAUAGAAAUAAUUCUGAACAAGUCAAAAUGA
Molecule: messenger RNA, 704 nt
Organism: Racocetra persica
Lineage: Eukaryota; Fungi; Glomeromycota; Glomeromycetes; Diversisporales; Gigasporaceae
Source: the annotation of a GenBank genome assembly